Molecule: messenger RNA, 1761 nt
Organism: Sphaerodactylus townsendi
Lineage: Eukaryota; Metazoa; Chordata; Lepidosauria; Squamata; Sphaerodactylidae
Gene: MVB12A
Product: multivesicular body subunit 12A
Exons: 9
Coding region: 169-972 (267 amino acids)
Biological process (GO): viral budding; receptor catabolic process; endosome to lysosome transport via multivesicular body sorting pathway
Cellular component (GO): cytosol; ESCRT I complex
Source: RefSeq, a predicted model, not a curated record
CGGGUCUUAGACUCUGAGCGAUCCCUCCUCCCCCUCCCAUCGUCUCCCUCAGAGGAGUAUCCGCUGGCGGCGGAGCCGUUGGUGGCCGUUGGCGAGGAGCGAUUCCUCGUUCCCUCAGGCGCCCCCCUCCGAGCCUCUGCCACCGCGGGGAACUGUCCUGAAGCUACCAUGAGCGUCCCACUCACCGGGUUGGGCUGGACCUCAGCCGCCAACGUGGCACCCACCGGCUGGACUGCGAUCACAACCACUGUGGAAGGGACAUAUGCAAACUUUGGAAAGGGAUUUGCACAGAAGUCUGGUUACUACCUGUGCUUUACUUCAACUAUAAACAGUGAGAACCCCUCAGGAGAUGUAAUAUCCGACGUGGUUAUCCUGAGUGACAAAUCUCCUCUGCCUUCUGGAUAUAUUUAUGUAAAAGAAUUUUUAGAACCAAAAACAUGCAUCUCUAAGAAGAAAAGGCUCUGUGUAAAGCUGAUUCCGUUGGGAGCUGCCGAAUUAGCUGUGCUAGAGAUCCUGGUGAGCAGCAAGAGCAAAGUGCUCCCGAACUAUUUGCGAAUAGGGGAAAUGAGUGGCUUUGCUCUAUGGUGUAAAAAAGAGCACAUUCUCAAGGCCAAGCCCCUCCCCAAGCCACGGAAGAUCAAUCUAGAGAUGAAGCAACUUUCCUUAGAGCCAGACAAUAAAGAUACCGCACCAGAAAGGCCUCCACUGCCAUUUGGCCCCAAAAGACAAGCUACCCUUAAGCGCCAUGAGUCCAUAUACGAUAAUUCAAAUGUCUAUGCCAUUUCUGCCAUGGAUGGUGUACCCUUUGCUCUGCACCCCAAAUUUGAGAACAGCAUCAGUGGUAGCACUAACGUUUCUUCAUUCUUUAAAGACUUGCAUAUUAAAUCUCUCACUGACCUUGAGGAAGAGUAUGACUAUGGCUUUGUAGUUGAAAGAACGGCAGCUGCCAGACUUCUUCCUACUAUCUCGUAGCAGUUUCUUCCAGAAAACAUAAUGAAGACUCCCUCCCCAUCAAGGCAUUCUGGGCCCAGAACAGUCAACUGAUGCUGCUGCUGAAGCGACAGAAGUGCUUUUCUAAAAGGCAGACGCUAUCUGAGGGUGCCGCUUUAGAAGCUGAAGCUUUUAAAUACGACUUUGCCAGUGAGAUGCCCACAGGGUACCAUGCACUACAGUUUGCUACAGGUACAAGCCGGAUAUUUUUGUAUACAUGCUCGCAGCAUGGGCGCGUCAUAUAGAUUACUAUAUAAAGCACUUUUUAAAAAAUGCACACAAAACAUAUUGUGUGGGUAAACCAAUAUCCCUGUACUUACUCCUGGCUGAGAAUUAUAGAUGCUCCAUAUGUACAAGUAUAGGUGCGAAACCAUGUUAUCAAGCCUCAAUUGCUCAGUUUAUCCAGCUCCAGGGAAAUAUUCUGUAAAAGCCAUUCACUAUGACUGCGAUCAUCAAGCCUCUCAAAGUAAGGAAAGAACCAGGACAUGACACAGGUAUUAGUGCAGCAAAACUUGUGGCCAUAUUUCAAAAUGUAUUGAUCGCAAUUUAAUUACCAAAUCCACGACCACUUUUCCAGGAGCAGAAGGGCAAAUACAAAAAUCAACAGAUGCUGUCAUGGCUGAGAAACACCGACAGCUAGUGUAGCCAUAUUCUCCCCUCCCCAGACGUUUUAUUGUGGUUUCCAAAGCUGCACACUUGAAACUGCAUCCCAGCACCAAACUGGAUUGAAAGGCCAAUCCACGGUCACAAGAAUAAAUAUUCCUCUUGCAA